AUGAACUCUUCAUAUUCUCUAUCCAAACGCCUAGUUAAUGUCCCUAUCUUGGCCAUGCAACUUCUCCUCCUACGCAGCGUUUCAUCACUAAACCUAACCAAUGAGUAUCUUAACCACAAAUGCUUCGUCAGUGAAGGGAAAUACAAGCAUGGUGGUAUGUAUGAGAAAAACCUCAACGUUCUCAACCGUUAUGUCGCUGAAAAUGAUCUUGCAAGCGGUUUCGUACAUGUUUCUCAUGGCGAGGCUCCAGAUUCCGUCAACAUCAUAUUACAGUGUCGUGGGGACUCCUUCAGGUCCUAUUGUCAUCCUUGCUAUACCACUGCCGUCAAAGAGUUUCACAAGAGAUGUCAAGGAGACAAAGCAGGAAUAAUAUGGUACGACCAAUGUUUUCUUGUAAUUUCAAAGUUCAAACCCCAACUCCCAAGGAAGAUUGAUUUCAAAAACACAUUUUCAAUGCAAAACCCAAAAAACGUGAACAAGGAAGCAAGAUCAUUUGACAAGAUGACAAAGGAUUUCCUCUACGAGCUGGUGCGAAAAGCCUCUUAUCCCACUGUGGUCGAACACCAGUCUACAUAUUACGCUGCGGGGGAGAAAAAGCUCGGGACGACGAAACUAUAUGCAAUGAUGCAAUGUGCAUCGGACAUAUUGCAAUGUAAGGUUUGUUUGGAAUGGUGUAUCAGAGAGCUUUCCAAGUGCUGCAAUGGUAAACAAGGAGGGAGAGUUUUGGGUAUGAGCUGUAAUCUUAGGUAUGAGCUAUACCCUUUUCUUAGGAGUUAA
This is a messenger RNA of Capsella rubella, 777 nucleotides long. Its product is annotated as putative cysteine-rich repeat secretory protein 35. The transcript is spliced from 2 exons. Bases 1 to 777 code for a protein of 258 amino acids. The record is from RefSeq and is a predicted model, not a curated record. Lineage: Eukaryota; Viridiplantae; Streptophyta; Magnoliopsida; Brassicales; Brassicaceae.